CAUGUAGUGAUGCACAUGGAUCUCAAACCAGAAAAUUUCUUGUUUGCAAACAAGAAAGAAUCAGCGGUACUUAAGGCCAUUGAUUUUGGCCUGUCUGUAUUUUUCAUUCCAGGCGAACGGUUUUCUGAGAUUUUUGGAAGUCCUUAUUACAUGGCUCCAGAGGUGCUAAAGAGAAACUAUGGCCCAAAGGUUGAUGUUUGGAGUGCAGGAGUGAUUCUGUACAUUCUUCUUUGUGGUGUCCCCCCAUUCUGGGCAGAAACGGAACAGGGUGUUGCUCAGGCAAUCAUUCGAUUUGUCAUUGAUUUCAAAAGAGAUCCAUGGCCAAGGGUGUCUGAUAACGCCAAAGACCUUGUCAGAGGAAUGCUGAAUCCGGACCAAAAACGACGAUUGACAGCUCACCAAGUGCUUGGUCACCCAUGGUUGCAGAACAUUAAGAAGGCUCCAAAUGUUAAUUUGGGUGAAACCGUUAAGGCCAGACUCAAACAAUUCUCUGUGAUGAACAAGUUCAAGAAGCAUGCACUUAGGGUUAUAGCUGAGCAUCUUUGGGUAGAAGAGGCUGCUGACAUAAAGGAUAUGUUUGAGAAGAUGGAUCUUAACAAGGAUCAAAUGCUUAGUUUCGAGGAGCUGAAGCUUGGUCUGCAUAAGUUUGGUCAGCAAAUGCCUGAUGCAGAUGUUCAAACACUAAUGGAAGCGGCGGAUGCUGAUGGAAAUGGGUCCUUGAAUUAUGGAGAAUUUGUUACAUUAUUUGUUCAUCUAAGAAAGAUCGGAAAUGAUGAGCAUAUGCAUAAGGCAUUUGCAUACUUCGACCGGAACCAGAGCGAUUAUAUUGAAAUUGAUGAACUCCGUGAGUCAUUAGCUGAUGACCUUGGACAAAACCGUGAAGAGAUUAUCAAUGCCAUCAUCCGUGAUGUAGACACCGAUAAGGAUGGCAAGAUAAGCUACGAUGAGUUUGCGACGAUGAUGAAGGCCGGAACAUACGAGAGGAAAGCAUCCAGACAGUACUCGAGAAAGCAUCCAGACAGUACUCGAGAGAGCUGCAAGAACAGAGUAUUCUGA
This is a messenger RNA of Zea mays, 1056 nucleotides long. Its product is annotated as calcium-dependent protein kinase 20. Bases 10 to 1056 code for a protein of 348 amino acids. Gene Ontology annotation, biological process: protein phosphorylation. Lineage: Eukaryota; Viridiplantae; Streptophyta; Magnoliopsida; Poales; Poaceae. The record is from RefSeq and is a predicted model, not a curated record. Gene Ontology annotation, molecular function: calcium ion binding; protein kinase activity; ATP binding. The transcript is spliced from 7 exons.